Messenger RNA from Cinara cedri, 1583 nucleotides. The record is from the annotation of a GenBank genome assembly. NCBI's taxonomy places the organism in Eukaryota, Metazoa, Arthropoda, Insecta, Hemiptera, Aphididae.
AUGGGCAACCCAAUGACCGACGAAGAAUUAUUACGUAUGUUGGAAAAUUCAGAUGAUGAUUUCGGCUUAAGUUCUGGUGAUGAUGAAGCCGAUCCAGAAUGGUCACUUCCAAUAGUACAACCCGAAGAGGAUAAUGAGAUUAUAUCAGCUGUACCUAUUACUUCUACAUCGGGUUAUACAUGGAGUAAUAGACAACCUAUCGUGACACGUAUCCCUUUUUCAAAAUCCAAAGGAUUGAAGGUUUUUCCACAAGGAAAUAAGCCGAUUGAUUAUUUUAAUCUAUUAUUCGACGACAGACUUUUCGAGUUGAUAGUUAAUGAAACCAAUAAAAAUGCAGUUAGAGUUUUUUUAUCUGAAUCUGGAGGUUCAUCAUCUCGAAUUACAGCGUGGAAAGAUACAAAUAUACAAGAAAUGAAACUGUUUCAUACAGGAUCUAUACGACUCAAUCGGUUGGAAGAUUAUUGGAAGACAAGUGAGUUGUUCAAUAUUAUUUUUUUUCGACAAUAUAUGAGCAGAAAUCGUUUUAUGUUAAUUUUAAGAAAUUUACAUUUUGUUGACAAUGAAAAUCGUGACAAUAAUCGCCUGAAUAAAAUUGAACCAAUUGUAACAUAUUUCAAUAAUAAAAUGACAGAUAUUUAUGAAGCUUCUGAAAAUUUGUCACUCGACGAGUCAAUGGUUUUAUUUCGGGGUAGAUUAGUUUUCCGGCAAUAUAUUAAAAAUAAACGCCAUAAGUAUGGUAUCAAACUUUACAUGCUCACAGAAUCUGGUGGGUUGGUUCAUAGAAUUAUGGUAUACUCAGGACAAGGGCAAGACACGUCGAAUGACUACUCAUACAGAAUAUGUUGUUGUAAAAUUAAUGGAAGGCCUUUUUGAUUGUGGCAGAUCAUUGUACAUGGACAACUAUGACAAUAGCGUGAAACUAGCUCAUACACUUCUAGGUAAAGGAACAUAUUGUACAGGAACUUUGCGUGCGAAUAGAAAAGGGAACCCUAAANGAGAAAGUAUUGGAAAGUAUACAAAGGAAGGCGUAUGUGUAAUGAAAUGGCGAGACAGACGAGAAGUUUUAGCAAUAAGCUCUGAGUACACAAAUGAUUUAGUUGAAGUAACCAACAGAAGAGGUGAACAAAAAUUGAAACCGAUGGCAAUUUCUAUGUACAAUAAAUAUAUGUCAGGAAUUGAUAGACAAGACCAGAUGUUAUCAUACUAUCCAUGCGAGAGAAAAACAAUAAGGUGGUACAAAAAGAUUGGAAUUCAUUUUUUUCAAUUAUUGUUGCUAAAUUCUUACUACAUAUACGUAGAAAACGUAAAAAAAAUGUAGUCUGUAUGUUUUUAGACUUUCUGUAAUUACAGCAUUAGUAAAAAGUCAAAUAAACACAAAUGUUCCUCUUGCACUUCCUCCAAAAAUAACAAACUCGCACUUUCCUACAAAAGUUGCAAAAAACGAAAAAAAAAAUUUUUAUAGAAAAAGAUGCAAGCUGUGCCAUUCAAAAGGCAUACGAAAAACAACAAUAUUUUACUGUUCCAGUUGUGAAGGUCAACCUGGUUUAUGCAUUGAAAACUGUUUUGAAAUUUAUCACGCAUAA